GCAAGGAAUGACAAGGAAGAACAAAAAGACUGACAAUGAGCAGAAUUUUCAAUAAUGUUAAGCGAUAAAUAUCGAAUAAACCGUAGCAGUAUUGAGUAAUAAAGUACAAAAUAAAAUGAAAAGGCAGAAUGUGCUGUGAUGACAAUAUCAAUUCACAAACUGUUUAAAAUGGAUAGGAAAAUGUUUACAAUUACUAUUAUUUAGAUGUGAUGUCGGGCCACACUCAGGGUACCCCGGCGAGGGUACGGAAAUCAUCACCGAGUUCCAAACAGGGCCCUUUGAAGGCUACGGUACCUAUGUCUUCAUUACUGAAGAAUUCUAACAACCUAAGAAGAAACAGUCCGAAUUUAUCACCUACUUGUAGUUGGAAAAAUCGUUUUUCUCCGGAUCGUUCAUCAGGUCAGAGAAGUCCUGGUUCUGCUUCAUACAGAGGUAAAUCAGAAUCAUUAGAGCAUGCUACAACCUCCGACGUUAUUAGGAGGACAGCAUCUUUAGAUACAAUUUAUUUAAAAGGACAGUGGCCAAGAGAUAUGCUAUAUUGGCAGCAUAACUUUUUGCAAGUCGAUAAAGCCACCCAGACUGAUGAGGCAGAUUUACUAGAUGCCAGAAAAAUGCAUGUUAUAGCUGAAAAUAGUGAGGAUAAACUUGAGAAAGUAAUUAUAAGGCAAAGAUUACAGAGAAAUAAUAAGGAUUCUACAGGCAAACAUUUGGUAUCUCCUAGCAACUUAGCAAUGGCAGGUGAUCAUUCACUUGUUUUACCAAGUACUAGCUCACAAACAAGUGCAUCCUUUUUAGUUUCACCUAUUUCAAAGGCAAAUCCAAUCAAUAUACCCCUUAAACCUAUACCAAAACCUACAAUACGCAGUUCAGUUGAGGGUCUUAAUCAAGAAAUAGAACGACUGGUUUUAAGAACUUCUUUAUCUGGUUCAGAUUAUUUUGAUAAAAAUGAAGACUUUGGAAAGUUUUGUCAAGUGGUUCCUGAGGGUCAUAGGGCACCAUUGGCUGAAAUUUUUAGAACAACAAGAUCUGUAAACACACAGACGCCUGUGAAAGGAGAAUUCACUGGAAGUUGCCAUUCUUCAGGCCCUCCUUCUAGAGAGUCAGCUUCCCCUUUAAUACCUGGUCAUUUGGAUUCAUCACCUGGAGACACAGGUUUUUGUGGAAGUCAAGGUUCAAGUCCUGACCACGAAGGUGGUAAAUUAGGUACGUCACCGCAUAUCAAUCGAUUCUUAGCUCGUGAGCCUCCAGAUGGUUGUGAAAAGGUCCAUUUGAAAUCUUUAAACGAGAAGCGAGAUUUAACAUUGGACAGUGGUCCGCAGCCCUGCAGUUUCCAGCUCAAGCCAAGCUUAGGUUCGGCAUUUCAGUUGUUGCAACCGAGUUCAAAUUCGUCUCCUGACCGAGAAUUACCGCUAGUGCCCUCUCAGCCAGACUUUGUAUAGUUUGUUGUUGAAAUAGUAGUUUUCUAAAGAUCGUUUUAUAUAUACAUAUUAUUCUGUUGAAUUUUGUCAUUGCAAUGAAAAAAUUGAACUAAAUUUUGAGAAGUUGAAGUAUGGAUAUUUUUCGAAAAAGUAUUUAAACAAAUAGGUUGUAAGUUAUCACAAAAUUGCACUGCCUUUGGUCUUUAAACGAACUUUUGCGUUGGCUUUUAUUUUUCAGUAAAGCGGUCUUUAAAACAGUCCCGAGAACAUCUCACACUAACCAACACAACAAUAUUGUAAUAUUGUAAUGUAACUUAUUUUCGCAGAUUUAUAUUUGAAAAACACCAAUGAUCAUAUUCUCAUUUUUAAAUAUUUCCUUACAUUAACUUUGGGCAUAUUGAAUGUUUUUUUACUAAGUCCUAAGUUAGUAACUGGAACUUCUAUUGGGUAAUUAAUACUUUCGUGCGAAUUUAUUAUCACUUAGUGUGAAAUGUUCCUUAAUUUAAGUAUAAGUAUGCACGUCACAACAAUUUUUUACAAGUAUUUCAAACACUUUCUUGCUUAAAACACAAUUCGCGUUCAAAUAAUAUUGUGUAUGUCUACACUUUAGUAGACAAUAAUAAUUAUUAUAGUAAAACAUUUCAAUCUAUUUCGGUUCUUCAAGGUAUUCCUGUUCCUAAAUAUGCAUACAGCUAAUUGCCUCAACGAAUACUACUAAAAAAUUGUUGUAUGUCUGCGAAUAAUGUCUCAUUUAAACAACAGGUUCUGUAGUUGAUAAUUUUGUACAUUCCGUAUAGGAAAGUUUACUUAGAGGUAUGGUCAGUGCUUCAAAUCACAUCUGUUUAUAUACAUUGUGAUUUUCUUACGAUUAGAUAUAGAACUUGUUCAUUAACAAUUAUAAACAUUAUCAAAGGAAAAGCGAUUGUUAUUAGAAAAGUGAAAAGAAAAAAAAUGUUUCUAAUGAAAUACGAUGGGUAGCACUGAUCACCACAUUGUGUUGUGGAAUGGACUGCAAGAAGCUGUGAUCUUUUUAAAGGGUAUACAUUUACAGAACCACUUGUUAGCUCGUGUGUUUUAAUACAGAGUAUUUUAAUUGUUUGUACCUUUUUGUAGAGCAGUAUGGCCAGGUUAGUUUACUAAAUGUAAUCUCUUUGUUAUUUAUAGAAAUAUGUUACCUUCAUUAGGCAAAAAAUUAAUAUGAGCAUCGGUAUUCAUUUGUAACGUAAAUGCAUUGAAAGGGUAUAACAAAGCUUUUCAUAAAAUUAAUAUUACAUGUAUAUUUUUUCCCUCUAAUUUGCAGUAAUGUAGUAAUUGUUUAUUUCGUUUUCAGUCUCAGUAAAUUUGAAGAAGUUUCAAUGUAAAGAACAUUACAUACCUACUUAUAUGUAUAUCUUUGAUUUGCAAGUAUUUAUAUUUAAGGAAAACUUACGUUAUGAAAUGAAUACGAAUUUUUAAAUUGUCCACAGAUUUUUGUGUAUCAAAAUUUUUAUAGUUUAAUUUUUUAGUACAAAUGCUGUGAUGUUUUUAUUUUUAAACUUUCUUGUAACCUUUGUGAUACUUUUUGUAAGGCCUUAUCUUGUCGUUAUCCUCUUGGAACUAGGAGCAGCAUUUAUAAGCCAAAGAAAUUUAUUAAAAGUGCAAUUUUCUGUGGACAUUACAUUCUAAUACAUGUAUGUUAGACAUAUCUAAUAAAUGGACUGACAAUUA
This is a messenger RNA of Agrilus planipennis (emerald ash borer), 3125 nucleotides long. RefSeq names its product glucocorticoid-induced transcript 1 protein. The transcript is spliced from 7 exons. Lineage: Eukaryota; Metazoa; Arthropoda; Insecta; Coleoptera; Buprestidae. The record is from RefSeq and is a predicted model, not a curated record. Bases 210 to 1439 code for a protein of 409 amino acids.